Messenger RNA from Symbiodinium natans, 1587 nucleotides. The record is from the annotation of a GenBank genome assembly. NCBI's taxonomy places the organism in Eukaryota, Dinophyceae, Suessiales, Symbiodiniaceae.
AUGCCGAAGCGACCGCGUGAGCCUGGACCGCACGAGUGCCCCGAGUGUGGCAGACCCUUCAGCCGUGCCGGCAACCUCCAGAAGCACAUCCGCGAGGUGCACCGCGGCGAAAAGCCGCACGCCUGCCCGGAGUGCCCCGAGCGCUUCAGCCGUGUCAGUAACCUCCAGAAGCACGUCCGCGAGGUGCACCGGGGCGAAAAGCCGCACGCCUGCCCGGAGUGCCCCGAGCGCUUCAGCCGGGCCGACGACCUCCGGCGGCACGUCGCCGCGGUGCACCGCGGGGAGAAGCCGCACGCCUGCCCGGUGCACCGGGGCGAAAAGCCGCACGCCUGCCCGGAGUGCCCCGAGCGCUUCAGCCGGGCCGAGCACUUCCUGGAUCACAUCCGCGUCGUGCACCGCGGUGAAAGGCCUUUUGCGUGCGAGCAGUGCGAGGCCCGCUUCGGGUACAAACAUGAACUGAAACGGCACAUCGAGUGCCACCACACGGAGCGCGGGCAGCAGCGGCAGAAGAAGCGCGAGGAGGCGGUCGCGCGCUUCCUGACGCAGGCCGGCUACCCCUUCGAGCGCGAGGCGCGCGUGGCCUUCUGCUCCGCCCGCGACGCGCCGUGCCCGGGAGAGUCUCGCCCCGUGAACACGAGCCUGGCCCGCCUCGACUUCGUCCUUUACCGCCCCUGGGGCGUGUGCGUGAUCGAGGUGGACGAAUGCCAGCACGACCACAUGCCCCAGGCCUGCGAGACCGCUCGCAUGCUCAACGUCGCGGCGCAGCACGUGCAGCGCUCGCCGGGCGUGCCGCUGCGCUUCGUGCGCUACAAUCCCGACGCCUUCAAGAUCUGCGAAUGUAGUCCCAGGCUCGUGACCUCCCACCCGCGCUCCCGGAAGGCGCGGCCCACGGACCCCGACCCACAGCACGGCGACGCCGCCGGCCAGCGUCAGCGCGACGCACAGAAACUCCCCGAAGCUCACGGGGCUCUCGGUGCGUUCGCGGAGCAAGCACAUUUAUCUGUCUCGAUACAAAACCGGGAAGUCAUGACGAUUAUGCUGGGCAACAUUCUGACCAACAGCAAGGGCGGUCGCUAUAUCCCGCUGCGCACGGAGGGUGGCAGCGAUGUGCCCACAUGGAAGAGCGACUGGCUCAAAGUGAUUUGGAACCCAUCCUGCUACGGCGACCCCGAGGCGGUGCGCGUGUCCAUGUGCCUGGAGCCCGACGAGGCCGCCCGGGCCUUCUUCCGCGAAACGGAGGAGCUGGUGACCAAGGCGCUGUCGGAGCACUCUCAGCGCGACUCCCGCAUCUUCGGCAAGCCCCUGAAGCCCGAGGAAGUGAAGGAGCGCCUGACCAGCGCUGUCAAAACCAGCACCCGCGGCACGGAGUUCCUCAAGCUGAAAUUGAACUACGACAAGAUGCGCCUGUGGGGACCAGACGGCGAGGAGCUCCCUGUGCAGAAGUGGGACCUGCAAGGUUGCUUGUGUAAAGUCCACGUGGAGCUGCGCCAGGUCUGGCUGAUGAGCUCCCAGUGCGGCGUGCUGGCGGAGGUCACGGACGUGAUGCUGCAGCAGGCCGAGCCCCCCAAGCCGCAGUGCCCCUUUUAG